AGGAGCGCCUGACGUCUCUUCUACACUCAGAAACAAAGCUGGUGUCUCUCUUUCUCCACCGCUAAUGCAACUUCAAUAAGAGGGAGAGACUAAAACACAGAGACAGAUAAAGGGGAAAACAGCAAGCAAAAGCAGAAAGAGAACAAGAGGAAGAGUGAGGCUGCACAACCAUAAUCUCCACAGCUGAGAAACACUUAGAGGGAGGGAGGCAACACAGGCGAUUCUGUCUAUCUUGCAACUUCAGGGACCAUCAUCACAAUUUAAUAAGAAUUUGAAAGGCUGCGGUGCUGCAACAAAUCAGUCUUCACAGGGAAAGAGGGUGGGUGAGAGAGCUCGAGUCAGACAGAGAGAGAGAGAGCGAGAGAAAGGGAGGAGGCCAGACACAAAUGUUUUAACGCUUCCCUACCUGGAUUCAUAUCUUUCUGCCUUUUCUUGUAAAUCCCCGCAGCAAUAAACCUGCAACGGCAAUAUCAAAGAACCACUUUAUUAUUAUUUUACACAUAAUCUAUUGUGCUAAGACUGCUGAGAUUUCAAGAAAUUAUGUUUUCCUAUCAAGAGAGUUCAUAUUUUCAAGAAGUGCAUCCUGUUUAGAGCAACAGGACUGAGAGGAACUUGUAGAGAAACAGAGAAAUAUUUUAAAAGAGCAGCGUUUACCCUGAGAAGUGUCUCGCAGGCCAGACGGAACAGAAAGGACGGCGUCACUAGAAGACCAUCCAAACUGCAACAAAAUAAAAACACGGGCCUCUGCUUUCCUGCCCCUUUACAGCUUUUUUUCAUGGCUUGACACCCAACUGCAAUCUGGCCCCUCCCUUCCCCUUUCCUCCCCCCCCAACAUGUCCAACCACCUCGCAUCUCACUGCCCAGACCGCCAAAGGAAAUCAGGGCAGCUGAAGAAGUGAGCAAGGCUUUAACCGAGCCAAUAAACAUUUCAUUAGCUCCAUCCGCUCUUCCCUCCUGCGACGAGGACAAGAACUCUCAGACUCUACAGGUGGGCGCUCUGAUACAACAUGGCAGCCGGCGUGGCGACAUGGCUGCCAUUUGCACGGGCGGCGGCGGUGGGUUGGCUGCCGCUGGCCAAAAAGACGAUGCCCAAACCUCCAGUGGACAACUCGUCCAGAUCGGAUGAGAUCCUGUACCUCAACGUCAGCGGGGUCAGGUUCCAGACAUGGAAGAACACUCUGGACCGUUAUCCUGACACGCUGCUGGGCUCCUCUGAGAAAGAGUUUUUCUUCAACGAGGACACAGAGGAAUAUUUCUUUGACAGAGAUCACGAGAUGUUCCGGCACAUUCUGAACUUUUACCGCACAGGGAAGCUCCAUUACCCACGACACGAGUGCAUCCAGGCCUUUGACGAAGAGCUGGCCUUCUACGGCAUCGUGCCGGAGAUCAUUGGAGACUGCUGCAUGGAGGAAUACAGAGACAGGAAAAAAGAGAACCAGGAGCGUCUGGCAGAGGACACGGAGGCCAACGAGUCGAUAGACGCCCCACUUCCUCCUGACAGCACCCCCAGGGAGCGUUUGUGGCGAGCCUUCGAGAACCCCCACACCUCCACCAUGGCGCUUGUCUUCUACUAUGUCACCGGCUUCUUCAUCGCUGUGUCAGUGAUCGCCAACGUGGUGGAGACGGUGCCCUGCCGGCCUCCAGAGGGCAGAGUUAAGGACCUUCCCUGUGGGGAGAAAUAUCAGCUGGCCUUCUUCUGCAUGGACACGGCCUGCGUGCUCAUCUUCACCUUCGAGUACUUGAUGCGCCUGUUCGCCGCGCCCAGUCGCUGCAAGUUCAUGCGCUCUGUGAUGUCUGUGAUUGACGUAGUGGCUAUAAUGCCGUACUACAUCGGCCUGGUGAUGCCCGAGAACGAGGACGUGAGCGGCGCCUUCGUCACCCUCCGGGUUUUCCGCGUCUUCCGGAUCUUCAAGUUCUCACGUCACUCUCAGGGUUUGAGGAUUUUGGGCUACACGCUCAAGAGCUGCGCCUCCGAGCUCGGCUUCCUGCUCUUCUCCCUCACCAUGGCCAUCAUCAUCUUCGCCACCGUCAUGUUCUACGCCGAGAAAGGCACCAAAAGCUCCGACUUCACCUCCAUCCCGGCCUCCUUCUGGUACACCAUCGUCACCAUGACGACCCUGGGAUAUGGAGACAUGGUCCCAAACACCAUCGCGGGGAAGAUCUUUGGAUCGAUCUGCUCUCUGAGCGGCGUCCUGGUGAUCGCCCUUCCUGUACCCGUCAUCGUGUCCAACUUCAGCCGGAUCUACCACCAGAACCAGCGAGCGGACAAGAGGAGAGCACAGCAGAAAGUGCGCUUGGCUCGGAUCCGCAUGGCGAAGAAAGGAACAACCAACGCCUUCCUCCAGUACAAAGAAGACCGAGGGCUCGGGGGUCGUGACAGCGACAGCACAGCUCUGUGUGUGAAGAACAGAUCGGCUUUCGAGCACCAACACCACCACCUGCUGCACUGUCUGGAGAAGACAACGAACCACGAGUUCACAGAUGAGAUGACCUACAGCGAGCUGUGUAUGACUGAGUCAGUGGGCUUCAGGACCAGUCGCAGCACUUCUCUAUCCAGCCAGCAGGGGGCGCAGAACAACCCCACCGGCUGCUGCCCCCGCAGGGCCAGGAGGCGAGCCGCCAUGCGUCUGGCUAACUCCACUGCAUCAGUCAGCCGGGGGAGCGUCCAGGAACUGGACACCCUGCAUAUCAAAACAACCUCCAUACCGCCACAAACUCGUUCCAGUCUGAACGCCCAGGCUGGCAACCUAAAGCUGAACUGCGGGGAACAAGAUUUCACUGCUGCAAUCAUCAGCAUUCCCACGCCGCCCGCCAACACGCCGGACGAAAGCCUCCCCCCGUCGCCUGCCCCCAUCCCCGGCAUCCUGCGCAACACCCGAGCAACAGCUUUUACCCACGAAACCGUCAAAAUCUCCUCCUUAUAACCUCCAGCUCCACACACGACAUCCCUCCUGACAACCCUCCGCCCCACCAGCCACUUUCCCAGUGAACUUCCUUUGAACCUCUGAUCCUGGAUCUGGGGCGCUGCUAGCUGAAAUAUCGGGAAGAAAAUACUCUGAUUCCUGACUGAUUGCUUUAACUUCCACAUACAUUUCGCUGGUUACAUGGAUUAACAAGGUAAAACAGCAGAUGAGACGGGAAGCAAAACGUACGACCACAUCCAACGACAACUGAAAAAUAAGAACCUCAAAAAACAAAAAAGCUCAAAUCAAAAGCUACAACUUCAUGAACGAAGCAAAAGACCUUAAACCGUUAGGAUCCACCCUCAUGCAUUUUGUCUCCUUGCACACAUUUGACCCGCCUUGCACAGUUUUAGAUCUCAUUGCACAAACCCAUGAAGGGUUCAACCUGAAACAUCAGUGGAAAAGAAGCCAAGACUCCAAAAGUCAUCCCGAACUGGCUGAUGGUUUGGUUUGGCUGGCUUCGUUUUGCCCUCCUUUAGAGGAGGCGUGCUCGAUGACUGCUGACGACAGAAGUUUUAUUUUUCAGUGUAAACUCGACAUGAAUGGACUGAGUGGUUUUAUAAAACAAACCUGUUGCUUUGGGAGGGACCAACAACCACCAGAGGAUCAUUUAGACUAGGCUGGUUUAGUUAUUGGUAAAAGAUCUAAUGGAGAUGACCUGUAGACAACCAAAUAACCCUCAGCAGCUUGAAGGGACGUAUCGAAGACAUCUUGUGGUUUGAGGUUUUUAUUUUCUUGUAGGAAACGUGUGUCAGGAAUUUUUGUUUUCUUCGGCUGGAUUUCUUUUCAUUCCAACGACAGACGACAUGUUGAAGCCUGAAUGGAGCGACAGUGCUGCACCGCUACGUUCACUUCUGGAUCUCUUUUGCUUGAAACAUGAAGGUUUAAACUCUAAACAAAAAGCUGAAAGACUCAUCUGCACUCAAAUGGAUUUUUGAAGCGUUUGUGGACGAGCUCUCUGACGGUUCUCGCCGAGCAGCUGAAGGUCUCAUAUUUAGAAAAUCAAGGAAAUCAUGAAGGGGAACUGUUGAUCACUUGACCUUCAAAUAAUUUGGGAAACUCGGUGAAACUCAACAAUCUUUGUUGAGCAACUCGCAAAACUACACCGGGCAGUCUGCAUCUUUAAGGAGCUGGUCUGAGCAGCACUGGACUCGCCUGGUUUUCUAAAUAAACUGUGGAGAGUUAAAUGAAUGGUCCUGGACUGGAUCACUCUGGUCUAGUCUGACUGUAGCUCUGAAGUGUUUGUCAGUGUUGACACUAACGCCCAGACCGGGAUCAAGAGCCUUUUACCUUUCAAAAUAUGCAACAUUACAACAAGCAGGAAAAUAGCAUCAACAAAUGAACAGAAUAAUAUUAAUAACAGUUAUAAUGUGUGUGUGUAAAACUACAGUAAUUAUUGCAGGGAACAAAGUGUAAAGCAACUAAAAAAAUGCAUUUGUUAUGCGAUCUUUCCACCGAGAGAGAACAUAACGAGUGUUCUGCAAUAGAUUUGAAGGGGAAAGGAAACGCCGACGCUGAAAGCUCUUUAAGCGCUGAGAGCACGUCGCCCCGACGACGGACGCUUUGGAAGAAAAAGGCAUGUUUUUCACAUCUUUGCUGAAGUGGAACACAUCCACAUGAGCAAUGAUUCACGCUUGUUUAUAUCAUUAAUCCUCCGUUUCUUCUGUCUUCAUGCUUUUAAAGGCUUUAAUACGAAUAACUCACCCACAAUAUUUAUAGAGCUUCUUUAAUCUUUUGCCAACAUGCUCUUAUAACAUAAGGUAACGUUAUGAUGCUAAACUAAAGUUCCAACAAAUGAGAAACCUUUAGAUAUUUUAGUUGUUUUAUUUUUUUAAAUGUAUAAUCCAAUUAAACAAGUCGUGAUGCUUCUUUACAAAUAGUUGUUUCUCUGAGCACGAGGCUGCCAGUGUCACAAUACGGCUCUGUGCAGGCAAGAGUAGGACCCAAACGCAAACUCACAGAGACAAAAAGUAAACUCAAAAAACAGCUUUAUU
Molecule: messenger RNA, 4957 nt
Organism: Neolamprologus brichardi
Lineage: Eukaryota; Metazoa; Chordata; Actinopteri; Cichliformes; Cichlidae
Source: RefSeq, a predicted model, not a curated record